AUGGCAGCAUUCUCCUUUGCGAAACCGGCCAGUCAUCGACAAGCCUUUGCUUUACGAAAACCGCCCAAAUAUCCGCCGGUCAUCUCUACACCUAUCGCGGACUUACUGCCUUUAAAUCUUCAGAGACAACCACGAGAUGAGCCCGAUAAGAUGAGCUUGAUACCAACAAGGCUAGUCCAGGUCCCAUCUCAGAUCGAGUCUGAGCCUCGCUACCUCGAGGCCAGCAGUCCGGUCCAUAACUUGCGCGACUCAGAAGACGCAGACUGCUCGCAAAUUUUAGGACCUGGUCAGAAAGAGUUCUUUCAUGUUAGGAUCGAGGAUGUGAGCACCCAACCAAAGGCUAGGUCGGAUGGGCCCAGUCAGCAGGUCACCGCAUUUGCUGUUUCAAAAGGCGGCAAAGCCCACAAAGACCAUCCUAGUGAUAACAUGGAGCUUGUAGAAAAUGAUCUAUACCAAAUCUCGUUCCAGUCAGGACAGGGCCAGGAAGAAAGUGCGGAUUCAGUUGCCCCGAUAUGUCCUUCAAAUGUCAAUCAAGUUCUACGAAUGCACGAUUACUCGAGCUCGAAAAUUCCAAGUGAGAUUCGAAAAGGAAAGCUCACUCGAAGACAAAGGUCAAUUUCAAUCAAUAAAGCGGAUCCACAGCAACUCAAUGAAGACAAUCUUUUCCAGUUGCUCAUCGGAAAGAUGAAACAGCGUGAAGAGAGCGAAGUCGUUGCAACCCACAUGUGUCGCCAAAUAGAGACCAAGAAUGUCCUGUUGAAGGACGAAAAUGAUGACCUACGACGGAACAUUCAUGUUUUCCACCUGAGUCUUCAAAAAAGUGCUGAAGAAUUGAAUGCGCAGCGCUCUCUCCUUGGCGAAUGGAAAUCGAAGAUACGAAAUUUCAAACAAGUUGUCAACGAGUUGGGACAUGGAUACGAUGCUCUUCGUGACCAAGCAGACCAACACCGAGAGAAUGCCAUGCUUUUGGACAAGGAAAGGGGUGACCUCACUAAGGCUAUUGAACUGACCAAACUUCGCAUUUCGCAGGCUGAAGGAUUGAUUGACACGCAGCAGCAGAAGAUAGCCGAAAGUGACAAAACCAUUGCACUUCUGGAGCAAUCCUUGUCUAGCUCACGAGAAGGAGAAGAGAGCGCAAAAUCCCAGCUGUCAGAACAGAAGAUGAGGGUAGUGACAUUGGAAACAUUCAUUCAGAACUACGCUCUGUCCCACACGAAAAAGCUAGACAUGAUGAAGGAGGGUCAGAAAGGUCUAAUUGAAAGCAUUACAACUGGCUUGAAUGCAGUGAGUCGUGAUUCCACCAAUCACAAAGAUGCCGUUCUUUUGGCUAUCCGAGAUGCAUUCGAAGAUUUCCGUUCCUCAAUACUAUCUUUGAAUACGAAGCUCUCAGAGGAACAGGAAGAUGCUACAAAGUUCACGCUCAAAGCUCAGGAGGUGAUCUCUCGAAUUGGCGUCCUAUCAUCACAGUUUUCCGAUAACGUCGACAGUGGAAUCGAAAUCCAUAAUGAGGUAGCUAAAACUCUGCAAAAAAAGUUUGACGAGUUUGAAUGUCACCUUGGCCCUUCAUCCCCGGUGAUCAAGUGUCUUGCCCAGUGUGAUAAUACAUGCGCGGCUCUUGAGUCGAAGCUUGGGACCAUUAAGCCGACAUUAAACGCGCUUGAGACUUCUGCCAAAGCCCUGACAGUGACGGAAAAUGCUCUUGCGCAGGAUCUCGCGUCUUUCGGCAAGAAGCUCGCAGAUGCCCAGCUUUCAACGAGCAAUCCAAGUCUCGAGGCGGACCUAGCGAGCAAGUUUGCAGAAAACACCCUGCUACAGGCUCAACUUCAUGAUGUAGGGUCGAAAAUCGAUAUUCUCCAGCAAACCGUGUAUGAAAAAGAGAUUUUGAUUAUAGAUACACAAGAGGCUUUGGUGGAAAUCACUUCAAAGCAGGAAAGGGCGGAAUGUGAAAACAAACAGCUGGAAACAGAAAAGGCCGCUUUGCGACUGCAGCUCGAAGACACGGAGCAAAGAAUCCGACAUGAAUUGAGCAAACAGAAUACCGAUUUGAUGGAUAAGAUGAGAGCUGAUCAUCAAGCCGAGAUUGAUGGGUUUCAAAAGGAAAAGGACGAGGUGGAAGAAAUGUCUGGAAAGCUAACGAUUCAACUUGGUGGCAUUCAAAACUCCUUGAUUGAUGCGAAAAGGCUCGUUGAUGAACAAGGAAGAGACCGUCAAGCUUUGCUCCAGGAGACAGAGCAGCAGAUACAAGACCUUGAGAGAUCCGAAGCAGAGUCCAAGGUUCAGCUCGAAGCUCAGCGCACGGAAAUAGAAAAAUUCCAGCAACUGGAUGCCACUUCUCGUGUGGAAAAUAGUGACCUGCGUGAUCGACUAGAACAAGCCCAACAAAAGAUUCAUGAUCUUGAACACCAGCUAGCCUCCCCAACCCAAGCGGAAGAAAUCAAGACUCCACGACAGCCUAACAUAGUGUCUUUUGCAACAAUCGAAAGUCAGCUUUUGGAGCAACAUACCACUUCACAAUAUGGUGAAUCUUGCGACUUUGCCAUGCUCUUCAUGUCCGAUGACCAAUCCCCUCCAACACCAACAAAGGAAACGACAUUCCAUUACCCCAAGAAUCCUGACAAUACCAGUGAGCUUCAAAGGCCCGCAGAGGUAAACAAAGAAAUUCCCUUGAUUGGCUCUGGGAAGUUGAAUUCAUCUCCAAACAAGAAGCGCAAGGGAGUUGUAUUCGAUCCUCCACAGCUCACAAACAAAGAAAAGGAAUCCAUGAAGGCGCAGCCAGUUGCCAGUGAACCGGAGAAGGAGCCAGUAGAACACCCAAACAAAGUAUCCAAACACAUUCACAAGUGGACUUAUAGUCGUGUCCGCAAUCUACCUAUAGAGACACAACAGGAGCAGACCAGAGCACCAGCUCACGCCGCCAAGGCUGAUCGACUAAGUACUCCCAAGGGCCUUGUUUCCGCAAGCAGCGCGCCAGAAGCUCCACGGCCCAAGACUCGGAAUCGUGGCCGCCGCAGAGGUCGAAGUGAACAAUACGAUGCGCGAUUCCUGGAAGACCAAGGAUCUUCAUCGAAGUGCAACCCGAAAUGA
Molecule: messenger RNA, 3084 nt
Organism: Penicillium longicatenatum
Lineage: Eukaryota; Fungi; Ascomycota; Eurotiomycetes; Eurotiales; Aspergillaceae
Exons: 7
Coding region: 1-3084 (1027 amino acids)
Source: RefSeq, a predicted model, not a curated record